AGUUGAGUUCUGGACGCCAACGGUGCCGGUUGUCCGCGCGUCACGUGUCGAUCCCAAGUCGUUCCGGCGUCUUAAAUGUGAGGAUAUUUGAAGGGGUGAGUGCUAUUGGUGUGUAGGUAGAUACAGGCUUCUGGAAAGUGAAGCUCCAUGUGUUUUGGAAGACGAUUGGAUUGUUUCAACAUAAUCGCAGUGAGUGGAUGAAGACGAAGAACAGCUUAAACUUGGCUGCGGAGAUUUUGUCGUGAUCUGGUGUAAGCUCCCGGCUCACCCUUUGUCGUCCCUUUGACAGCAACGAAAUCACGCUCAAGGUUUUUCGACUGGCUGCGCGAAGAGAACUGUUCCCCCGUUUUGGAAGAAACGUCUCCUCAUCGGUGACAGCAUUGGAUUGUUGAGGCUUUGAACGUCUCUUUACGCUGAUGGCAUGCUAAAACCAAGAUCGGAUACAGAUGCUCAUCAUCCGUCAGGCGGGAUAAACCGUGAAUAAUCAAAGAGGGAAUUAUUACCGUCAUCGUGUGGUUGAUCAUCAAUUCGAUAACGAAACACGAGGUGGUUUUGUGGGGCAAGAAAGGUGUCAAACCAAUCGAAGAAAUUAAAAGUAAAGGUGCGCGUUUGUGUCUCGAAGAUCGGGUUCAAAAAUGUGAUCGAUUUCAUCUGGGUGGAGCCAUAAGAAGAAAAUGUUUUAUGACCGAUCGUCGUCAUCGUCGUUGCAUAAGAAGCACAAUCCUCAUCAUCAUCAUCAUCAUCAACAUCAAAGUUGAUCGUAGUGCUGAAGAAAAAAAAAGUAGAGCCAGUCAGGGGGUUACUUUCGCUGGCAGUCAGUGGCGCGUGUUGUUUGAUUGAGGCGCGGUUGUGCAAUUAGUGUGAUACUGGAAUCGUAGAGAUGAUUUGCUAGUGAUAUUUUGAGUUCAUUUUUUUGCUCUGGAAAUUACUUCUUACGAACUGUGCCGGAAGAAGAAAACGCCGACCGACCGACCGCGGGUAGCACCCGUAUUGUGUUAUUGCUGCACCAGAGUGCUAAAUUAAGGUGGUAUCGGAAUAGCUUCGGAAAAGUGAAAAGUGCGGAGGAAAAUGGGAAAAUCAAACCACCGACUGAUACGGCUGAUUUGGCUGAUUGGAUUACAGUGCUUGGUGGUUGCAGUUUGUGCGGCGCAGAGCAGUUUAGAAGAUGUCUCGACAACAACCGCUGAAUCCAGCACUGUAGAAAGCAAUGCCAUAAAAGCAGAAAGUUCCUCAUCCACUACGAUACCGUUAGACGUUCUACCAUUAAGCAAAGACAACGAUAACCAAAAUGAUCCGAUUGCCAAAGAGAGCCCACCGGAAAGCUCAACACUUAAGUCUGAUGAUGGUGGAGGUCUGAAUGACGCCUCAGGGCCAUCACUGAUGGAAACAACAACUUCCCACUUGACCUCGUCGAAUCCCGUCGCGAAUGAGGUAAGCACCGAGUCAGAUGUUGCCACAAAGCAGCAAAAUGGCACCGUGGAGCCAAUCGGUGUGACCUCGAUCGAAAAUUCAUCACACUCCAUUCAGCAGCAACCGGUUUUGCUGCACGUUAAGACCCCCGAAGAGGUCAGCAAUGAUCAAAAUCCGGCUAAUCCACCUUCCAUUUUGGAUCACUUUGUUCCGGCCGGUGAAAGCUCGUCGGAAGAGUUGCUCAAAAUGAGUGACAUGAGAUCAUCAUCCGAAGCCGAGGUUACUCCUCGUGGUCGUGCCAUCAACUUUGGCUCCGAUGGGCCAAUCAAUUUCGUUACUGCCCCCGACCUGGUGACCACUAAAGGUCCCACAACAGAAAUGCCGACCACGACGUCAGCCCAGGUGAAAAAGCAGCAUCAAACCGCAUUGCCGGAACUGUCCGACAUCAGUAUGGAGGAGGACGAGGAUGAGGAGGAAGUGCAGCCGGAAGAGAUGAAGCCAAAGGGCGCUGAGAAGAUGGACCACAACAAAAGCGUGAAACACAUGAUGGUCGUCGAUGAGUGUAUCUACAAUGGCGUCGAGUACAAGACGAACCAAACCGUGGACAAGGGAUGCGACGAACGAUGCGCCUGCGAGGCAGAUGGUAAAUGGCGCUGCGAGCCGCGUUGUGCAAGGCCGUUCAUCAAACGUGGAAAAACGCUGCCGGACGCCGCCGGCUGCUACGAGAGCCCCUCCAAAACAGACGAAUGCUGCGCCACCCUGGUGUGCCCCUCGGAACGCUUGACGGAUGGACGGUCAGAUCACACGGAUGAAUCGACGGAUAGGAUACAAACGACGUCUACAGCGAUUGUGACCAGUUGCAUCUAUCGAAACCAGUCGUACGAUGUGAAUGCUAAAGUUGAAAUGGGAUGCGACAAAAUUUGUACUUGCACCAGCGAAGGUGAACUGGAUUGUGCACCGCGGUGUCCUCCGAUGAACGAAACUCGUUCAGAGCACUGUGUAACAGUGCCAGAUCCUAAUGAUGCAUGUUGCAACCGCGAAUUUUGCGACGUAAUUCUAGAUGAUCAUGAGCAGAGCGCUGGAAUGAUGAUGAUGUCCCCUUCUACGGCAGCUCCUGCUCCGUCGACCACCGCCGGUCAUGAAUUUAGCGGAGAAAUCGAUCAGUGUGAAUACAAAGGAAAAAUGUACACGAAAAAUCAGCAGUUUCACGAUGAAUGCAACUCGCUUUGUCUGUGUACAGACGCUGGCGUGCAUUGUGCUAAAAUUGAAUGUCCAUCCCAUUUUGGGUUGGACGUCCUAGAUCCACACUGUCUGCGAUGGGAACCAGAACCAGCAACGUUCCGUGCAAUAGCGCCACGUUGCUGUCCAGAACGGAUGAGAUGCAUUGACAACGGUACAUGUGUGUUCAAGGGACAUAACUUCGAUAACUGGUCGGAAAUUCCAAGUAAUCUCACAGGAUGUGAUCAACAUUGUUACUGUGAAUCAGGUAAAGUCGAAUGCAGACCCGCUUGUCCUCCGGUUCCGGCUACUCCUCCACCGAACCUGCCAUGUAAUCCUCGAAUGGCGCGACUAGCACCACUUCCCGAUGACGACUGUUGCAAACACUGGACGUGUUCCGGCGGAGAGCCAGCAAUCAGCGGGAACGACGUGCUUAAACCUCUCCUUAUGCCCGAUACAAUCAAUCAGUUUCUCCCGACAAAGACGCCGAAAAGCGAAAAAGGGGAGAAGACUAAACCGGAGAAAGAAUCGGAAACGCCAAAGGACGUCCUUCCAAACGUCCCAUUCUACCCAACCGUCGACGGAAAGCCGCCGAAAGUCCCCCAGGAGAAACCCCAUAAGAAACAUCCUAAGGAGGAUUCUAAGAAGGAUCAUUUCAACAAUAUAUACCCUAGCGGCGAGACUUCUGGGCCAGGCGAUUACGGCCAGUACGGCGACGUCCAAAAACCAGCAACACUUGGCGUUCAGCGACCUGGACCACCAGGAUAUUACGGUCCAGAAAUUAAGCCUGGCUACAACGACUACAAUCCUUACAUCCACGUAAACGGUCCACCAGGUUCGGUUCCGCUUCCGCCAGGUGGUCAGUUACCUCAUCAUCCGCUCGAUAAGCAGAUCAUCAACGCACUGGGGGGCAAUGCACAGAACAUUCCACCGAACAUUCGCAUCGAACAGCUGCUGCAGCAAAUUCACGCCCAAGAUCCCAAUCCCGGUCCCAUCCUGCAUGGUCAGAACAUUCCCUUCCAGCAUCCGGGGGCGGCCUCCGGUAACGGUAUCAACUACAACCAGUACGGUGAGCCGUUAGACAUUGGACUUGUACCGCACCAAAGACCUCAGUCACCACCGUCACCACCAACAGGACCUGGCCUCGGUUUUCCAUCCCUGCAAGCGGAUCUCAAGGUUCUCGCGUUGGACGCUAUCGAUCCGAAUACAGUUCGGGUUAUCUUCAUCGUUCCGCAGGUUUACGUAGGACUGCAUGGCCGCGUAGAGCUACGUUACACGCGUACCCGAAACAACGACACCUCCACCUGGCAGUCGCAAGUUUUUGCCCCACCAGACGAUUUGAUCGCUACUUCGCAGCUUGAGUUUGAACUGCCGGGCCUAGAACCCAACACUGAAUACCGGGUGAAGAUUACCCUGGUCUUGCGCGACGUCAACUCACAACCCUCUAGUCAAAUCUACAACGUCCGAACACCGUCCGAUCGGGUGAUCACUCCCCCGACACUGAUCAACACCGACCUGCACUAUCCACAUCUGGGACAACCCACAAACUUCCUCAAGGAGAUUAUUCAAGAUCCGGUGUUGCAGACGAAUGAUGUAAACGCUACAUGGGCCAAGAUCACGUGGCGCAAGUUGGACGAUGAAGAACUUGACUACGUGGACGGCAUCCAACUUCGCUACAAGGAGAUUGAUGGAAUGGUCUAUGACGCUACUCCACUGAUCCACCGGGCACUCAACGAAUACACGCUGGAAAAUUUGAAACCCCAAACGAGAUACGAGGUUGGUAUAUUCUUCAUUCCUUUCCCUGGACACGGCGAAGAAGUGCGAGCGGGAGAAAUGUUGCAAUUCACCACUGCCCAGAGGGUCGACAUGUACGGUUUCGAAGUGGUGGUGAAUGUGAGCAAAGUUAAAGCGAGCAGCGUCGAAGUUAGCUGGUCCGGUGUGCCAUACCCGGAGGACAAAUAUAUUAACAUAUAUCGUGCGAUAUACCAAAGUGAUAGCGGAAAAGAGGAUUCGAGUGUGUUCAAAGUUGCGAAACGAGAUUCAACGACAGGAACUCUUAUCAUGGACCUUAAGCCAGGCACUAGAUACAGACUAUGGUUGGAAAUGUAUCUCACAAACGGAAGCAUCAAGAAGAGUAAUGUGGUGAACUUUAUCACCAAACCCGGUGGUCCAGCGUUACCUGGAAAGACAGGUAAAUUGUCAGUAGCUGGUGUGGACAGCGCUCCAGGCGACUACUAUGGACCAUUAGUGGUGGUAGCAGUCAUAGCUGCCUUAGCGGUCAUGUCAACGCUGAUAUUACUGCUAAUCCUCACCAGACGGCGAGUGCAAAGUGCCACGAUCACACCUCCUCGGAAGAAUGAAGUGUCCUACGAUAACCCUAGCUACAAAGUUGAAAUUCAGCAAGAAACCAUGAAUCUGUGAACCUGACGCUCAAAUUUACAACUGCCCUAACGACGAAAUUGUUUUAAUCUCUUUAGGUAUCUAACCGCGACUGCCAUCGACAGGCACAGAUUUUGUAUAUUUAUUCUUUUAAACUAAACAAUCUACUUCCAAAUGUACAUACCUUAUCACAAAGCUAGGAGAACACAUUUCCCAAUGCAUCACAGGUCUUUUAAAGGUCAAACGAAUCUCCGUCCUAGGAAGUAUCGCCACUUUCCAUACUUUGUUAGUUGAAAUAUCCAAAGCACCGUCGGUCAAAAAUAUAAACAGGCCUACACGUUGAAUUCCCAGUGACCAUUCCUUGUACGAGAGCGCGAAGAGAAAUAUUCGAACCACCUUCGAACGGAUUACGAAUGUGUGAAUGUUACGAAUGUGUUUUGUACAUUCAUAGGUACAUUU
Aedes aegypti (yellow fever mosquito) is the source of this 5466-nucleotide messenger RNA. RefSeq names its product putative epidermal cell surface receptor (gene sas). The record is from RefSeq and is a predicted model, not a curated record. Bases 1069 to 5049 code for a protein of 1326 amino acids. Gene Ontology annotation, molecular function: protein binding. NCBI's taxonomy places the organism in Eukaryota, Metazoa, Arthropoda, Insecta, Diptera, Culicidae. The transcript has 10 exons.